Micromonas commoda is the source of this 1539-nucleotide messenger RNA. RefSeq lists its product with no specific name. The record is from RefSeq and is a predicted model, not a curated record. Gene Ontology annotation, biological process: RNA processing. Gene Ontology annotation, molecular function: rRNA binding; tRNA binding; tRNA (uracil(54)-C5)-methyltransferase activity, S-adenosyl methionine-dependent. NCBI's taxonomy places the organism in Eukaryota, Viridiplantae, Chlorophyta, Mamiellophyceae, Mamiellales, Mamiellaceae. Gene Ontology annotation, cellular component: cytosol. The transcript has a single exon. The coding region runs from base 1 to 1539 and encodes 512 amino acids.
AUGUCGACCGCCGGGAGUGUCAUCGGCGUCGGCAUCUCCUUCUUGUCUCGCGGCAUCCGUGCGACUCGUCGGCCAACCCGCGUCGCGCCGUGUCCGCGCCCUUCGCUGACCCGAUUCAGAUGUUCGUCGCGACGACCCCUCACCGUCGCUUCGGCGACCUCGGCCCCGUCCUCCGACACCUCGACGAACGACGCGUACCUCGAGCUGCUGGCGGACAAGACCAAGAGGGUUCGCGAACUUUUCCACGGCGGCGGUUUCAUUCCCGCGCGAGGCGUCGAGGUGUACGCGUCCCCAAAGACGCGCGGGUACAGAUCCCGGUGCAGGUUCGCCAUCGCGCGCGACGACGGCGGAAGACUGAGGUACGCGCUGUUCGAGAAUGGCGAGGUGGUGAUGCUCGGCGACGACGACGCGGACGAGGAUGGCGACACAGACGUGUUCCCUUGGGCGUCCGAACCCAUCGCGAGGGUCAUGCCGGUUCUGCUCGAGCUCCUCAACGAUGCCGACGGGUCGCCGAACGCGCGCGCGUUGACGACGGGGCUCUCCGCGGUGGGUUUCCUCGCCAGUCGGGGCGGCGAGGUGGUGGUGACGCUGUGGAACAGGAUGACAGACAACGCGGGGGAUACGAACACCGCGGGGGAUGCGAACACCGCUAUAGGGGACGCGGAGUGGAACGACGACGCCAACGGGCUGCUGAGCUCGUUGAGGUCGGUGGGCGUGACGGGGGUGGUGACGCGGCGGCGACGAAAGACGCUCGUCGCGUCGAACGGCGUGAACCACGUGUGGGAGCCGAUGACCGUCCCCGGGGAUAUCCCCGGGGACAUCGAGAUCAUCGCCGCCGUCCCCGGGGAUAUCCCCGGUGAUGUCGGCACGGGGACGACGCGGUCCCAGAGUCGGCACCUGCGGUACAAGCAGGUGGAGGGCGCGUUCUCGAACCCCAACGGCGACGUCGCCGAGGUCACCGCUCGCUGGUUACACGACGCGUGCGAAGACAUCCUGCUGGCACGCAACAAGAAGGGUUUAGGGCUAGGAUCAACUCCGCUCUCGACGCUGCCGUGGCUCCUCGAGCUGUACUGCGGCAACGGCAAUCACGCCGUGUCGCUGUCGCCGAGGUUCGGGCGCGUCACCGCGGUGGAGAUUGAGCCGAGGCUGGUCGCGGCGGCGAAUGAAAAUUUCGCCGUCAACGGCGUCGCCAACGCCACCGUCACCGCGUUGCCCGCGGAAGUAUUCGCCAGGGCCAGGACCGGGACCGGGUCCAGGGGUUUACUCGACGGCGAUGACGUGGACCAGUUGCUGGCUGACGCGUGGCGCGACGGCACGGUGUUGGUGGAUCCGCCGCGGGCGGGUUUAGACGAGGAUACUUUGGCGUUAGUCGCCGGGUUCGGGUCCGUGCUGUACGUCGCGUGCGACUGUGCGAGUUUAGCUCGGGACUUGAAGUCGACGCUGGGUAAGACGCACGAGGUACGGCGAAUGGCGCUGUUCGACCACUUCCCCGGCAGCAGGUUCUGCGAGGUCGUGGUGUGGCUCGAGGCGAAGGCGUAG